Molecule: messenger RNA, 2900 nt
Organism: Salvia miltiorrhiza (redroot sage)
Lineage: Eukaryota; Viridiplantae; Streptophyta; Magnoliopsida; Lamiales; Lamiaceae
Product: G-type lectin S-receptor-like serine/threonine-protein kinase At4g27290
Exons: 7
Coding region: 323-2785 (820 amino acids)
Biological process (GO): recognition of pollen; protein phosphorylation
Molecular function (GO): ATP binding; protein serine/threonine kinase activity
Source: RefSeq, a predicted model, not a curated record
UAUAAUAACCAGGAUAUAUAUGAUUUGAAUAUCAUGUUUUCAUAUUCAUGUUCUUAAUUGUGUAAUGGGUGUGAAUUUUUUUAUUUAUUUUUGUUUAAAAGUCACAUUUGGUGGCUGUGACGGGUACUAAUGAGCUUGGAAAAUGAAGUGAUGGCUGCUAUAGAAGGUUCUGCGAAUAACAAUGGUGUAACGACUUUAUUCUAGUCAGAAACGAAGACUUUUAAAGUUCCAGACUUGGUCUCUCAAAUGAUAUCAGAAGAAGAGAGAGUAUACUAGAUCGGAUUGGAGAAGAAUCCCUGAAAAAAACUUGAUUUAGGUUGCAAUGCGUUUCUCGUUAUCUUGUUUCUUCUUGGUGUUGUGCAUCUCCAACUUUAUCUCAGUUUGUAAUGGAUCAGAUGGCAUAUCAGCAGGUGAAUCUCUGUUUCCAAACCAGACGAUAAUCUCUAAAGAGGGCAAGUUUGAACUUGGAUUCUUCACUCCGGGUAACUCUAGCAGUAGCAGCUAUUAUGUUGGAAUAUGGUAUAAAAACAUACCAGUUGAAACAGUGGUGUGGGUUUUGAAUCGAAAUUACUCCAUCCAAUCAUCUUUUCUCGAUACUUGUCUACUGCAAAUGAGUAAUAGCAGCCUCAACCUUAUUGUUAACUCGAAAGUAAUUUGGAGGUCAGCGGCAUCUUUAUAUGUUACUGAGGCACUCAUUCUUGACACUGGAAAUUUUGUCUUAAGAAAUUCUUCAGGCAUUCUGUGGCAGAGCUUCUCCAAUCCGACGGAUACAUGGCUGCCAGGAGCGAUGGUUGGAUUUAAUAGGUCUUCUAAUGACGAAGCCAAACUCGUAUCAUGGAGAAACAACGACGACCCUGCAAGUGGCCAUGUCUCAUUAGGAAUGGAACCAAACGGAGGCGCUGAAAUUUUCAUGAAAAAAAAUGGUAUAGAGACGUUAUGGAGGAGUGGAAUUUGGGAAGGUGGCACUUUUCCGUCAUUCACAUCUUUAAGCCCUUGGUACAAUUUUUCCUUUGUCUCAAGGGAAGAUGGUGCCUUUUUUACAUACAAUGCUAUGAAUGAAUCCUGGGUGGUUAGGAUUGUAUUUAACUAUGAAGGCGUGAUUAUUAAUUACGUGUGGCAGGAGGAGAGGCAGACAUGGGUUAAAAUGGCGACCCAACCUAAUAAUGCGUGUAAUAGAUUUGCUAGGUGUGGGCCUAAUGCAGUUUGUGAUAUUAGGUAUCUUCCUUCUUGCCGAUGUUUGGAUGGAUUUGUAGCAGUAGUUAAGGAAGAGUGGGAUGCGUUUGACUUUUCAGGUGGGUGUAGAAGAAUGAGGCCUCUGCAGUGUGAUGAGGGGAAAACGGAAUUUAUGGAGGUGAGCAACAUUAAGUUUCCUGCAUAUGCUGAAACGCUGGAAAUUACAAGGGUAGGUGUUUGCGAGUUGGUGUGCAGAGUCAACUGCUCUUGCACUGCUUAUGCCAACAGUAAAGGAGGAGGAUGUUUAUUGUUUACUGGGGACUUGAUUGAUUCAGGAGAGGCUGCUGGAAUGAAUUCAGGUGUAACAUUGUAUGUCCGAAUGAGCAAUCAUCAAGACCGUACUAUGAAAGGAAAGAGAAACAUAGUUAUAGUGGCUUUAGUCGUACCCAUUGGUUCUGGAAUACUAAUAUCGGGAUUUUGCAUUUGCUAUUUUGUGCGGAAAAUGCUCAAAGACAAGGCGCCCAGAAUUGCACGUAAAAAUGUAUCACCGCGUGACUUGAAGACCUACGACACACGCACUUCAGUUAAGGGAGAAGAAGCAAGCAUUGAGCAUGAGUUGCCCAUCUUCAGUUUUACUAGCAUAGCCGCAUCAACUAAUAACUUCUCUGAUACAAAUAAGUUAGGAGAGGGUGGUUUUGGACCUGUGUACAAGGCUGAACUAGCUAAUCAACAGUUUGUUGCGGUGAAAAAGCUUUCAAGAACGUCGGGACAAGGGCUCCAAGAGUUCAAAAAUGAGAUAGAACUCAUAGCUAAACUCCAGCACAGAAACCUCGUUGGGAUCCUAGGAUGUUGUGCCGAAAAUGAGGAGAAGAUAUUAGUCUAUGAGUACAUGCCCAACAAAAGCUUGGAUUCUUUUCUUUUUGAUCCAAGAAAGAAAGCCCGACUGAGCUGGGAAAGCCGUGUUCAUAUCAUUCAAGGCAUUGCUCAAGGCCUUCUGUAUCUCCACCAUUAUUCCCGACUCAGAAUAGUUCACAGAGAUCUGAAAGCUAGUAAUAUUCUACUGGAUGCGGCGAUGAACCCCAAAAUCUCGGAUUUUGGCAUGGCAAGAAUUUUUAGAGGGGACGACUUACAAGCCAACACCAAACGGAUUGUCGGUACAUACGGUUAUAUGUCACCAGAAUAUGCCAUGGAAGGACGUUUCUCGUUGAAGUCCGAUGUGUUUGCCUUCGGAGUAUUGGUGCUGGAGAUCAUCAGCGGGAAGAAGAACACUGAUUUUUAUGGCUCUGACUAUCUUAGCCUUCUUGGAUAUGUUUGGAAUAUGUGGAAACAAGAAAGAGCGGGUGAGCUGGUGGAUCCCAUUUUGGACGUCCCAGCUUCAUCAGCUCCGUUGAGAUACAUCAAGAUCGGUUUGUUGUGCGUUCAAGAAAAUGCAGGUGAUCGGCCUCUGAUGUCCGACGUUGUUGCUAUGUUAAGUAACCAACAAACAGCAGUAGAAUCGCCCCAGAAUCCUGCCUUCACUGUUGGGCGAUCUUUGGCUCAACUUAGACACACACAAGAGGAAGAGAUCUGCUCAGCCAACACUUUGACUGUCUCAUAUAUGGAAGCCCGUUGAUGUUCUUCAACUAUUACUCUCUCUUCAAUUAAAAACAAUUGUAAUCCUAAAUUGAUGUUGUUUGAUUGUGCAACCAAUUAAGACUCAAUUCAUACAUCAAGGAUUGUUUCGUGCA